Messenger RNA from Pyrenophora tritici-repentis Pt-1C-BFP, 1482 nucleotides. Its product is annotated as Transglutaminase enzyme, putative cysteine protease. Gene Ontology annotation, molecular function: peptide-N4-(N-acetyl-beta-glucosaminyl)asparagine amidase activity. Gene Ontology annotation, biological process: protein deglycosylation; glycoprotein catabolic process; protein quality control for misfolded or incompletely synthesized proteins. The record is from RefSeq and is a predicted model, not a curated record. Lineage: Eukaryota; Fungi; Ascomycota; Dothideomycetes; Pleosporales; Pleosporaceae. Gene Ontology annotation, cellular component: cytosol; nucleus.
AUGGAUCACAACAACAGCGCUCAGCGCUCCGCACACCAGAAAAUGGACACUGACAGAUUAGCCGCCGAGAUGACGGAGCAGUUUCGCCACGUCCUCAGCACAAAGCGAAUGAACGACCUCACAUCGCGGACUUCACAAUCACGAUCAUCAUCACCAGCUCCGCGAGACUUUGUAUCUCCCCAGCCGCCCUCGUCGCACGCCGCCGCCCCGCCCACGUACGCAUCGCUCAAGAACAUUCCACUCGUACCUGAGGCGCCGCGCGAUGCACGAUCACUGCGAUUCAAGAACAUGCUGCACUCACUCUCCAACAUGCCCCUCCGAUGGGAGAACCCAGGACUGCUCGAUGAGGCGCUACGCGUCAUUCCACUCGAGAAGAUCUACGACGAGGCCGAGGAAGAGAGCCAAAUUCUGCAGGCCGAGGCCGAGAGCAUGGCGGCUGGAAAGAAGGCUGCCUGGGGCUACCAGGACUGCGUUGUUCGCGCACUUCUCCGAUGGUUCAAGCGAUCGUUUUUCUCAUGGGUCAACAACCCGCCCUGCUCGCGAUGCUACUCACCAACAGUGGCCGUUGGCAUCACUCCACCACUCCCUGACGAGCAAGCACGUGGCGCCAACCAGGUCGAGGCCUACCGUUGCUCACACGAAGGCUGCAAAAACUACGAGCGCUUCCCACGAUACAACGACGCUUUUGUCCUGCUCCAGACACGAAAAGGUCGAUGCGGCGAGUGGGCCAAUUGCUUCAGCAUGCUUUGCCGCGCCGUGGGUUCGAGAGUUCGUUGGGUAUGGAACGCAGAGGACCACGUCUGGACCGAGGUUUACUCUGUGCACCGCAAGCGAUGGAUCCACGUAGAUGCCUGUGAAGAGGCCUGGGACAAGCCCCGGUUAUACACUGAAGGCUGGGGCAAGAAGCUCUCGUACUGCAUCGCCUUUUCAGCUGAUGGUGCCAUGGACGUCACUCGCCGCUACGUCCGUGACGCUAAGCAUGCUGCCGAGCGUAACCGCGCGCCAGAGGCUGUCCUUCUCCACAUCAUGGAUGAGAUCCGAGCAACACGACGAAGCAACAUGUCCAAGCAGGACAAGUUCCGCCUCGAGGGCGAGGACAUCCGCGAAGCCAAGGAGCUCCGCGCCAAUGUCAUUUCCUCCAUUGUAAAUGCCGUCAGCAAGUUGUCCCCAGAGGACAUCAUCAACGGCCAAGUCACCCGCCGCCUGGACCCAGAUGCCCAAAAGGCAUUGGAAGGGCGAAUGAGCGGCAACGCCCAAUGGAUACGAGCGCGCAACGAAGGUGGACAGCAACAGAACCAGCAAGACCCCCGAAACCAACACCAGCGUUGAAAGCCCUCGUGGCCCCGCUCUACCUUCACUUCACCAUCUCCCGGCACCUUUCCAUCGCUUCAUGCCUACAACGUACGCCGACCGACACGAUAGUGCAUCGCUCGAGCAUGUAGACCCCGAUAGAAACCAAGAUACCCUUUUCAUAUCCCCGCG